UCGCGGCGGGCGCGGCCGAGGCUGCGGGGCCGCAGAGGCGGCGGCGACGGGGCCGCGUCGGGGCUGAGGGGGCUCGGCGGGCUCGGGGCCGCGGCCGCCCCUCCGCUGCCCCGCAGCCAUCGUGGAAUUAUGUGGAAAUGGGGUAGUGGAGAUGAUUCUCCUUCCCAAACAACAGCUGCGGGCUCCGGGAUCGUGGGAGGCGCGGCGGUGACGGAUCUGACGGAGCAGCUGACGAGCACCGAGCAGCUGCUGGCACAGCUCAAGGAGCUUGUCAGGGAGAAGGAUGCUGAGCUCCGCAGCAAAGAUCUGCAGUUAAAGGAGGAGAAGGAAUCUGCUGAUGCCAAACUUUCCAAGCUGAAGCUGCAGAACAAAGCCAAGGUUGCAUCAUUAACCUCACAGCUGGAAGAACUGAAGAAGCAGUUACCAGUGGCAGGAGGCUUAGAGACCAAAGCAGAACCAAAAAAGGCAUCCAAGGAUGGAGACCAGGAAAAUGCUGCAGCAAACCGAGGGAAAAUAUUAAUGCUGAGAAGGAGAAUUGAGGAGCUGGAAUCCCAGAUCACACAGAAAAAUGAAGAGUUACAGAAGAAGGACGCGGAGCUGGAGGCGCAGCGCGGCCGCGGGGCUGACAUGGAUGCCAUGCUGGCAGAGAAGGAGAAGAGGCUGGCUGAGAGGGAUGCUUACAUCAGGGAUUUGCAGGUGGCCUGUGGGUCCAGUGAUGCUGCCAAGGAAAUGUUCCUGCCCAGUGAGGAACUGAAGAACCAGCUGGCAGCUAAGGAGUCCUCACUGCAGAGCAUGGAGAUCCUGGUGCAGAACCUCACCAAGAAGGUGGGAGACAGUGAAGAAAAAUGCAGCUUGUUCCAGGAGCAGAUUGAGAGUCUGAAAAACAGUCAAAACAAGGAAAGAGAACACUUCCAAGGAAAAGAAGCUACGUACGUGGAAAAUAUACGUUUGUUUCAAAAUAUUAUCCAGGAAAAGGAGAGGGAGCUGGAAGCACAGAGGGAAAAGCAUGAGCAGGAGCUUUUUAGAUUAGCUGCUAAAUCUGAUGCAAGUGCUGACCUAGAACAGCUACUGAAGGCUCUGAAACAGAAGCUCCAUGAAAAGGAAGAAGUCAUGCUGGGAAGGACACAGGUGAUUGAUGUCUUGCAAAAAGAGCUGGAUGCCAAGGACCAGCAAUUGAAAGAGAUUAAUGAAAACCUGAAACGUCUUCUGUCUGAAAAAGAAAACCUCCAGUCUAAACUGGAUGCUGAGAAACAUGUAAUGAGAGCUCAAUUAAAAGACAUGAUGGAGAAACACGAGCUUGAAAUGACAAAAGUGAAGGCGAAACACAAUGCUGAACUGCAUGAAAUUCAGGAGAAACAUGAAACUGAGCUGCAAGAGAAGGACCAGGCCCUGCUUCAGCUGCAGAAACAGGUGGCAGAGUUGAGUGCUGGUGGCCAGAGUGAAUCCAAAGAAAUCAAAGAUCUGGAAUCUGUAACCAAAGAGAAGAUGGAGGAUUUGGAAGUCCAAGUGAAAUUGAAAACAGAAGAGGCCAGCAAAUCUGAAGCCAAGUUUUUGAAAAUGAAGGCUUGGUCUAAAUCAAGAAUCAAACAGCUGGAGGAUGAACUGAAAAAUUUUUCCUCAAAGAACAAUGAUGUAUCUGCCUUAAGCAAUCGUGUGUCAGAAUUACAAGUUGAAAAUGAAGAACUACAGUCAAAACUGCAGUCAUUGCAUGAAAUCAAAACUCAGAAUGAGGAGCUGCUGAAAAAGCUGGAGCUGUAUGAAGAGCAGCAGAGGAAGCUGCAGGCUGAUCUUGACCAAGUUACAAAGAGAGCAGCUUCACAGGCCAGCGAAUCAGGUAGCGUGGAUGAAUUGCAGAGUCAGCUCUUGGAAUGGCAGGAAAACGUCCCGGAGUCAGAGGAGUCCCGGGAUCAGGUCCGAGAAGAGAAAUCUGCCAUGGCCCUGAGAAUGGCUCAGAUUGAGGAGGAGAGAGAAGACAUAGUCUCAGGGCAGCAGGAGCUGGAGGAGGAACUGGCCACAGUUCAAGGAAUGGGCAGGCUGCAGCAGGCAAGAAGAAAAGGCAGUCAGACCAGCAGGAAGCUGCAGGAAGAAUUCCCCUUCGCUGGCAAACAAGGCUUCCAAGAGCUGAAUGUCACCUUGGAUAGCACUGACUCAGCUGAAGGAGAGAACAUGGGAGGUUGGUGGCCAGAGUACCCUUCACCCAAUGCAGGUUUACGGAGUGUGGUUGAAGAGUUGGAAUUGGAAAGAAACCAACUGCAGGAGCAAAUACUUUUUCUGGAAGAGCGUUGUCAGGAUUUGGAAGACAGAUUUCAGCUUCAAGGUAGAAUGGAGGCUCUCCAGAACGAAAACGAGCGUUUGCAGACUCAGCUCACCCAGCUGCGCAGCCAACAAAUGCGAGAUGUGGAAAAGCAUCAAAUUCUGAUCUCUGGCUUGAAUGAGCAGCUUAAAGGAUUAAGUGACAGAAAUAGUUUCCUUGAAAAUUCACUUGGAGAAAGAGAACAAAAACUGGUCAGCACGACAGAAAAGCUGGAACAAAUUGAAACUUUGAGGAAACUGCUUCAAGAAAAGGAUAUUCUGAACAAAGAGCUUGGUGAAAAGUUUGUGCAUGCUGAGCAAAAACUGAAUGAAGCCUUAAAGAAAUGCAGUGUGUAUGAAGUGGAGAACGUCGAGCAGAAAACAGCCAUCAGUGAUCUCACAGAAAGAGUCGCUACACUGAAGGAAAAGACCUUGAAACAAGACAGCGUGGUGGAGUCCAUGCAGCUGGACCUGGACCAGACGAAUGAAGAGCUGGACAAGUUGAAUUCAAGCCAUUUGGAAGAGAGGUCUCAACUCAUUCAGGAUCUGCAGAAACGUGAAAGAGAAAUCGAUAAUCUGAAAGAAGCACUGGCAGAAAAAGACAGGGAGAUGUCUGUCCUGUCUCUGAACAUGACAGAAUACUCUGAGCAGGUUAUGAUCCUGAAGCAUCAAGUGCAAUGCAAAGAGGAGGAGAUGCGAGGUUUGGAGGAGGCUUUAUCAAAGGCAGAAAGGGAAAUGCACUUGCUGAAGGAGGUACAGACAGCUGAUGUGAGAGAUGCCAGCCUGAAGAUCUCUGCCCUUUCUGAGCAGGGUGACGCCAUGAGAACGGAGCUGGAGAGGGUUAGAGCUGAGAAUGCAGCUAAAACCAAAGAAAACGAGGAAUUAAUAAGGCAGAGCACUGAGAGCAGUGUGACCAUUAAGGAUCUGCGUUCCGAAAUCAAGGCCAGCAGUGUCGCGUACCGUAACAAGCUCGCGGAGUGCGAGUCGCAAAUUACUCUGCUGAAAGAGCAGAUUACCAAAUCAUCCGAAAAGCUGCAAGAAACACAGGAUAAACAAAGAAAGGAAACGGAAUGUUUGAAAUCUCAGCUUGAGGAAAACAGUGCCCUGAAGGAGAAAUGGAACAGUUUGCUUAAAGAGAAAGAGAGCAAAGCACAGACAUUGGAAAAUGAGUUAAAGUCAAUUAAAGAUUCGUACAACAAACUGGUUUUGGAGAACGCUAAAAAAGAGGAAGAAUUGGCCGAGUUAUCCAGAAAACUCACAGAACAUACUGAUCAUGAGGAAACAGCUAAAAAAGAGCUGCAAGAGAAACAAGAGCUCAUUAUUUCAUUAGAGCAGAAACUUGGCGCUUUGGAGAAGCAGAAUGAAGAGACUAAACUUAAAUUAAUUGGGGAUCUGAAUGCCAAAGAGACGUGUUGCAAAGAACUUAAUGACCAAUUAAAUGAAAUGCAUAAACAAAUUCAAAAAUGGGAGAUGGAGACACAAGAGAAAGCUUCAGCUAAUAGCGAAUUGCAGGCAGAUCUUGAAGGGAAACAAGAAAAAUUGGCAGAGCAAAUACAAGCAAAUGAAGAUCUGAAAAAAAGUAUAAGUACAAUGGAAAAAGAGAAGGAACAGCUAAUCAGAGAAAAUGAGAAUUUGUCCAAACUCCUGGAUGUAAAAGAGUGUGAGUUGUCAAAGAAAAGCCAGGCUGUGGCAGAAUUGGAGAAUAAGUUAUCUGUUAGCACUGCUGAGUACGAAAAAACUCUUUCAGUACUAAAUUGCGAUAAAAACACUCUGGCAAAAGAGAUGGAACAACUGUCAGUAGUUGCCAAGCAAAAGGAAAGUUCAGUUGCAGAACAGCUGGGGAAGAAAACAAAGGAAUGUAAUGUGCUGGCUGAGCAGUUGUCUGAAAGCAAGGAACAGACCCAACAGUUGCAUGAACAAGUGCAAUCACUGCUCAUUCAGCUGAACGAGAUUAGAGAUGAGGAAAUAAAGAAAGAAGAGAUGUUAAAUAAUAAAUUAUCUGAAUGCAGUGGUCUAAUCCAAGAGCUCAGCCAUAGCAAGGAAAAGAAUUUACUCCUGCAGGAACAAAUUCAAAGCCUGACUUUGGAUUUUGAAACUGCAAACAGGUCUCUAGAACAGAAAAAUCUUCAAAAUGAUUCAUUACGUAAGGAAAUGGAAGAGAGUAAGGUUUGUGUUGUGGAGUUACAGGAUGAAAUAAAAUAUCUCAAAGAUGAAAGAACUAAAUUAACUCAGUUGGUAGAGGAAAGAGACCUGGCUGUGAAAAGUCAGGGUUCAGAACUUGAGAUGUUUCAGAGGCAAAUUUUUGACAAAACACAAGAAAAUACAGUGUUAAAUAAUCAGCUACAGCUAUUAAGCAAAGAAGUGGAGGUGCUUAGGCAUGAAAAAGAGGACUUUUCAAGGUUAUUGAGCGAGAAGUCACGUGAAUGUGAAUGUCUCCAGUCUGAAAUUAGUUCAGCAAGGCACCAAGUAGAAACAGCAGCUCUAGAAAAUGAAAAAUUGAAAGCACACAUAGAGACAGUUAAUGCUGGAGUAAUCAAAAAGUCAGAGGAGAUAGCUGCUUUAACUUCACACCUGUCCCAACAAAGUCAUAAUAUUUUAGAUUUGAAGGACCAAAUGGACAGCCUGUUGAUGGAGAAAGAAAAGUUAAAAACUGCCUUUGAGGAAAAAGAAAUUCUCCUUUCUGAAAAGGAGGCUUUGAUUCAGGAAGUGAAAGAUAAAGCGGCAGGAGAAGCGCGAUACGUGGAGUUCAUCGCAGAUCUGCGGUACCAAAUUCAAGCCCUGAACUUUGAAACCGAUGACCUCAGACGUGCAAUGCAGGAAAAAGAAAGUGAAUUUAAGUUAUUAAAAGAUAAAUCUGAGGAGUCUGAUGUACUUAGGGUUCAACUGUCUGAGAAUAUGGAGGUUAUUUCUAACCUUCAGAGUCAGCUUAAAAACAUGACAGAACAAUUGUGCCAGUUGGAUGAUUCGGUUUUACAGAAAGAUGCAUCUUUAAAAGAAAAGAUACAUGAAUGCAAUAGUUUAAAAGCACAGCUUUCUGAGGUGCAGGAUUCUUGUGCUGUGCAGGAGAAACAGUUGCAGCUUUUAGCCUCUGAAGCAGAACAGUUAAAAGUACUUGUUUCAGAAAAAGAAUCAGCCAUCAAUAAUAUUUCAAUAUUCAGUGAGAAUUUGAAGAUGCAACUUCAAGAGAAAGAGACUGAGUGUGGUGUCUUAAAGAAACAGGUGGCGGAGCUGCAGGAAGAGAAAGAGAAUUUCCAAAAAGAAAUAGAGCAUCAGAAGAAUGUGAUAGUUGAGAUGGACCAGUCCUUAUCAGAAAAGGAAUCAUCUCUUACAGAAAACAAAAGUCUCCUGGAAACUCUGAAGGAGAAAGCAGGGAAAGAUGAAGAGAAGGCACAUUUAAUUUCUCAGCUCCAAAGUCAGGUCCAUGAACUAACACAAGAACUACAAAACUCCAAAGAGCUAGUCCAUGAGAAAGAAAAUGCCUUUUUAUCUCUUCAGGAGAAAAUUGAAACACAGUACGAGCUGAAAACUGAGUUGAACGUGGCUCUUGGGCACAAAGACGAAGUUAUUGCUGGACUGCUGAAUUCCUUAAAGGAGAAGGAUGCCAGCAUACAGUUGGCAGAGGGCAGUGUUAAUGCUCUUUCUAGUGAGGUUGAUGUUCUCAGAUCCAAAUUGGAGGAAAGUGGAACAGCCAUGAAAAAACUGACUGAGGAAUUUCAGGAAAAGAGCGAGAAGCUUGAUAAUCAUCAGAAAAAAAUUGAUUCGUUGACUGUUGAGCUUAACUCCCUUAAAAAUGAGCACCAGAAAGCACUAGACCAAAUAAAUACCCAGGAACAAGAACUCCAGCAGAAAGACUUGGCUGUGGAGUCUCUGCGUGUGACGUGCUCUGAACAGGCUGAGAAAUUGGAAUGCUUGAAGUUGGAGUUGAACAAUGUAAAUUCCAAAUCAUCUCAGGACUGCCACGACAACGUGCUUUUAAUAAAUAGUUUGCAAUGUCAGGUGGAGUCUUUAGAGAAAGAAAAAAACCUGUUGCAAGAUGAUGUUGGUAAACUGACGGCUGAAAACACGCAACUUACUGCAUCUCAGGCUGACUUGCAAAAGAAAUUGGAAGAGCUCCGGGAAAUCCAUGAAAAAUUAGAAACCAGUGAGAAUUAUUCGAGGAUGCAGAUAGAUGCUGUCAAACUGCAGAUGAAGACUGAAAAAGAGAAGUUACAGAUGCAGGUUAGUGUGAAGGGUGAAGAACUUUCUAAAUUAGAACUUAAAUGUCAAACUCUUGAACAAAGUCUGCUUGAGUCAGAAAACAAGUGGGUGACAGAACUUGAUAGGGCAAAUUUACAAAACAAUGAUCUUACUGAGCAAUUGAGCAGUUUAGAGAGUGAAAUGAAAUCAAAACAUAGCGAAAUCCAGUCUUUGCAGCAAGAGCUGGAUCUUAUAAAAGAGAAAUUAACUCGGAGCUUAUCUCCAUUACUUAGUAGUGGGAUUUUAUGUAAAGAAAAGAAGGCACAAAUUUCAGAUUCUGAACUGCAGCCAAGCGAUAGUAAAACUCUGUUGGAAAAAUUCUCCACUCUGGUAACAGCUAUUCUGAGCAAAGAAACAGAAGGAGAACGUUUGCAACUGUCCCUUUUAGAAAAACAGAAAGAAAUAGACACCUUGAAAGAUGAAUUAAAAAGUGUGGAGUUGCUUGAGAAGCAGAAGGAGGUGCUGCAGAGUGACAUGGAAAAGAUGAAGGGCAAAUACACGUCUGAAAUGGAAUGUCUGUCAAAAGAAAUGGUCUCACUCAGGGAAACAUUAGGUAAACAAGAGUGUCUCGUGAAAGAAAGGGAGGAGUCUUUGGCAGGAAUGAAGAAGCAGGUGGAAUUUCUUCAAGACAAGGUGAAUGAAUCAGAGGAAACGGUAAGAACUGGCCAAGAAAAGCUGCAGGCUGAAGGUAAAAAAGUAGCAAGUCUCCUUGAAGAACUGGGGGAAAAAGAUGACCUCAUCAAAACCUUAACAUCCCAAGUCAAUCAGCAGAAGGAUUUAAUUUCUGGUCUAAGCCAGCAAAUGAAAGAAAGAGACUCCUCUGUUACCCAGGUCAUGGAGUCGUUGUCUAAUGAAAUGCUGAGUUUUUCUGAAGAGAGGAAUUCAUUGAUUGCCAAACUGCAAGACCUUGAAGCUGUUCAUAACAGCUCAGUGGCAGAGCUGAACGGAGUGUUGCAGGAACUUGGGGAUUGUAAGAAAGAGCUGGAGCAUAACCAGGUUGUGUUAAGCACUAGAGAGGCUGAGUUUCAAGAUUUAAUGAAUGAAAAAGAGGAGAUGAAGUGUAAUCUUGAGAAAAUGGGAAAGGAGAAAGAGAAUCUGAAAAAGAAGCUUCAAGCAGCGCUGAUAGUAAGAAGGGAUCUAAUGCAAAAAGUUGGGAAAUUAGAAAAGAGUGGACAGGAAGAAAUAGAAAAAGAGCAGAAAAAAGCAGAGGAGCUGUUGAAGCAAGUUAAUGAGUUAACAGACAAACUCAAGCUAACUGAAGGACAAAAUAAUGAUCUCGAGGCUCAUCUUGGAACUUUGAAACAACAACUUGUAGAAAAAGAUGCCAAGAUAAUUGAUCUGACCAAAACCUUAUCUUCAAAAGCAUCCCAUGUAGAGAAACUUCAGCACAGUAUCACAGAACUGAACGAUGUCAUAGCUGAAAAACAAAAUGUUUGUGAGCAGAACCUAAAGUCUUUAGAGGAGAAGGACCGUAUGCUUGCUCAUCUGCAAUCUGUGCUUAAUGAAAGAGAAAGGGCAUAUCAAGAGGAACGUUCUCAGUUGCUCUUGACUCUUGAAGAGGUGAAAUCUGAACUUAAAAAGAAGGAAGAAUUGUUAAAAAAAUCCAGUUUAGAAGAGCCUGGCUCAAGUCCUGGAGAAAGGAAUGAGUGUCUGAAUCCCAACAAUGAUGUUAAUGCCAUGAAUCAAUUACAAAAAGAAAAAGAAGCUUUACAGAGGCAGCUUUUGGUCAUGAAAGAAGAUGGGAAAAAAUUCGAGCAAGAAAGGGAAGAGCACAUGAAACUGGCAGCAGAUUUUGAGGAGCAAAAAACCCACCUUGAGCAGCUCAGGCAAGAACAUAAAGCACUCUGGGAAGUUCUCCAAGCAAAAUGUAAAGAGCUGGGCUUUAACUGGUUAGAAGGGAAGGAGCUGGUUCCACCCAAGGCACUGCUGGGAGAAGAACAGGCUGACCCAGGGAAUUUGGGAUCAGACAAACCGAGAAACAAGGUUCAGGUUGCAUCCUUGGAGGAGUCAGAAAACAUGAUCACUGCUGUGCCAAGUGAGGACACCGAGCUAAAAGAACUAAGAAGUGAUUAUGCAAAACUUCAGGAGGAAACAGAGAUGUUAAGGAGAGAGUUGAGAAAAAUACUGGUUGAAUUUGAUGAUGGUAAAGAAGAAACCAUCAGUUUGAAAUCGUUGAGACAGCAGGAGCAAUGUCAGGGCAGCUUGCUGGAGGCCAUCAAGCACCUACAGAUAAAGCUGAAAGCACGUGAGACUGAGACUGUAGAGCUCAAGGCAGUGCUUGAACUUGUGAAUAAUGAGAAAAAAGCACUUGUACAAAAAAGUGAAGAGGAUCACAGGAUGAGCCAGGAGGAGCUGCAGAGGUCAAGAAUUCAAGCUAAGCAGGAGGUUGCAGAAAAGAAUGAGGAAAUAGAAGCACUAAAACGUUCGCUUACAGAUUUAAAAGAGAAACUUGAUCUGGAAAAGGAACUAUUAAACAAAGCCAUAAAGGAGGGCCAGGAAGAAGCCCACCAUUACAAAACAGCAUUUGAAGACGUGAAGAAUGAAAAAGAGGAACUUCUCACCUCUGUGGAAAAGUCCAAUUUGGAACUAAUGAAGAUGAAAAAGGAGGUAGAACAUUUCAGGGAAGAAAACAAAAGUCUUGCGGCAGAGCUGUGUAGGCUGCGUGAGAAGGCUGAGAUGAGUAAACCUGUGGUGUCAGGUAAAGAGCCUAAGGAAGAAAAUGGGACUGAAAAAGAAUUGGGAGAGGUUGGUGCAGAAAAUAAUUCCCUUCAAGGGAAUUUGGAAGGAAAAGUCACCGCUUCUCCACUGUCAGAGACUGAUUACUCUGGGAAAACUAAACUGAGGGCAGCAACAGAAUGCGAAAUCCAGAAACAAAUGCAAACAGUGGAAGAGCCACGGGCAAAACCUGCAAAUUUAAAUGAUUCCAAAGCCCUAGAGCCAAGAGCUGUAACAGAAGAGCCAUCCAGAGAGCGCCUCCAAAGGAAAUUACAAGCGGCUUUAAUAUCGCGUAAAGAAGCGCUGAGAGAAAACAGAUGUCUAAAGGAGAAGAUUGAUCAGCUGGUGUUGGAAAGAGAAGAACUGGUGAACAAGGCAGGAAUGCUGGAGCACUUGGUGGAGCUUGGCAGAGAAAAGCAGAGUUCAAGUGCUGUGGCUUCGUUGCCCGGGGAGGAGAGCCUUGCUUCGGAAAACGCGAGGCUGCUGACUGAAAACGAAAACCUCACUGCGGCAUGCGAGAGUCUGAAAUCCACCAUGGAGUCCAUAGUUCAGGAAAAAGAGGCCUUUUCUUUCCAGUUAAAUACCUUAAAAGAUUCUCAGACAGUUGAAUUGACAGGAUGGAAGGCUAAACAUAGCGAAUUGAAGCAGGAGUAUGAGUCGCUUCUUCAGGCGUAUGAGAAUAUCAGUAGUAAAGUGGCAGAUAUGAGGCAAGCCAUUGAUCUCAGUAGGAAGGAGAAGCAGGAGGCUGUGCAAAGACUCAGGGAAGGACAGUCUGAAAAGGAGGCUCUGCAGAAGCAGCUACAAAAUCUCCUUGAUGAAAAUGAGGCUGUUAAGAAUCAGCUGAAACAACUCGGUGAAUCCAAGAAAAGGGAGGUUGAGGAGUUGCAGAGCAAAGCAGAAAGGCAGAUCUGUGAGCAGGAGGCCAGGAUGCAGGAACAUCAGGAUCGUCUGUGUGAGCUCACUGAGCAGAACCAUCAGCUGAUGGAGGAGAACGAGCAGCUGAAACAAACCUCUGAAAACCUAAAGCAGGCUUUGGAGAAAAUUCAGAACGAGAAUGAUGUCCUUCAUAAUGACAUCACCGUAACUAAAGCAACCUUGGGGGAACUGCAGGUUCAAAUGGAAGUGUACCAAAAUGAUACACAAUCCAAAAUCAGCAAUGCAUUAUGUGACAAUGAAUCCCUGUUAAAGGACAUUAAUGUGUUAAAGGAUAAACUCUCUGAAAAAGAACAAGCUGUCCUUGUCCUAGAACAAGAAAGAGAGCUAAUUUCAGAAAAAGCGCAAGAAACUGAGAAAUCUUUGCUCCACAAAACUCAUUGUCUAACAAAGGUGGACACGGAAUGUAAAAGUCUAACACAAGAAAUUGUUAGUCUAAACGAAAAAGUUAAGAUCUUAGAGGAUGACAAAUGUCUGUUACAGGAAGAGUUAGAAAAUGUACAAGAAAGUUCUUACAAAGUCAAGAGUGAGAAGGAAUUCCUUGAGACAGAACUGCUCAAUCAUGUUAAAAAAGUUGAUCAUCUUACUGAUAGGAUGAAAUCAGUACAGGUGCAGAAUAACUUGCUGUUACAGCAGCUGGAAGAGUUAAAGGCAGAAAAAUCAAAUGUGGUUAGAGAAAAGGAGGAGCAGCAGCUCCAUCUUGUGAAGGUCUUUGAGGAGAAGGUGAAAAGUGCUCAGAGGGAUAACAGUGGGACUAAAAACAAAACAAAAGAAUUGCAAGAACUCUUAAAGGAGAAACAGCAGGAGAUCAACCAAUUGCAAAAGGAUUCUAUAAAGUUCCAGGAACUGAUCCUGGAUUUGGAAAGAUCUGUGAAAUUGUCACAGUCCAAAAAUGAAAAGUUUGAGAAGGACUUAAGUAAUGCAUCAGAAAAGCUGGCAGAAUCAAAUGAUGAAAUAGUUCACCUCAAGAGAGAGCUUUCUGCACAGAUCAGCCUGUUGGAUCAGUCCAAGAGGGAAGUGGAGAGGCUUAAAAACGAGAAUCUAACCUGGAGGAAAGAACUUCAGAAGAAGGGAGAUGAGCUGCAGCUUCAAAAGAGAGGCUACGAGAGAGAACUGGAGUUUCAUCUCCAGCAGCUGAAAUCUCUUCACAAAAGCGAAAUUUCGAACCUGGAGGAGAGGCAUGGUGCUGUUGAGAGAGAAAAAGAUCGGGCGGUGAGCGAGGCUGAGGGCUUGCGGGAGGCAGCCAGCACCAAGGACUGUCAGAACAAGCGGCUGCAGGCGGAUCUGAACGCAGCUCUGGCACGGCUGGCUGCCUUCACCAAGUGCAUGUCCUCCCUCCAGGACGACAGGGACAGGGUCAUCACCGAGAUGAAAACGUGGGAGGCGCAGUUCAAAGAGGCCAUCCAAAACAAGGAGAGACAGCUGGAAGACAGUAACAGGAGAAUAGCGGCCUUGCAAGAUGAGCUGAAAGAGAAAAUGACUCAGAUUCAAGAACUGAAUAUCAAAUAUUCCGUGGUAGAGGAAACGAAGGAUGAGCUGUACUUGAGGCAAAAAUCUGUUGAUAUGCAGCGCUAUGAAGAGCUGUGCAGGAUAAAGGAAGAAAAUACCUUCUUUUUUAACAGACAGCAAGAGCUGGAGAGCGUUCUUCAGUCCAAAGAAGAAGCUUUGCAAGCACUCCUGAAAGAGAAUAAUUCUCUUAAUCAUCUCAUAGAGAAUAGUAAGAGUGCAGGAAGGGAGAUAAAAGCUCUGGAAAAUAAUUUUACCAGACAGGAGCAAGAAUUGCAAGAGCUUCUAGCAGAGAAGGAGAAAAUGAGUGCUGAAUUGCAAAAGCAGGUAACCAUUUCUGAGCAAAUGAAGAUCAUGCUAAAUAAUAAAGACAAAGAAAUUUCCUUACUCAUUGCUUCAAAAGGGGAUGAGAUUUCAGAUUAUCUGAUUCAGGUGCAGACCCAACAUAGGAAUCAGAUCAAAGAGUAUGAACUUCAGGUCAGGUCCCUGCAGAUGGAGAAACAACAAGCUGAGGAAUCCCAUCAGAGGCUGGCAAACGAGCUGAGAAAUCUCCAGGUGAAAGCAGAAAAAGCAGAUCAGGAUAAGGCUGCGAUGGCCAGUGAAGUGGAUGCCUUUAAAAAAUCCAUGUCAUCUCUCCAGAACGACCGGGAUGAUCUUUUUACCAGGUACAAGGAGCUGCAACAUCUUCACCAGGAUGUCCUAAACCACAGGGACAGUCUUCUAGUUGGCAGUGCAAGUGAGACUAAUGCUUUGAAACAGGAGUUAAAGGUCCUCCUCAACAGGAUAGAUGAUCUGCAUUCUGAAAAUGCAAUGUUGAGUGCCCAGCUGAUAAAAUACAGGGAAGAUCUUAACCAGGUUUUAUCUCUGAAAGACCAUCAGCUGAAGGACUUGCUUAAGCAGAAAUUGGAGUGUAUUAAAAGCCUUGAACAUGAAAAAUACGAUCUUCAAAAACAAAUAAAAGAGAUGCAGCUUUCCAGUGAACUGCAGAGGGGGGCUGCUGUGGCUUUGGAGCAUGAGAAUAAAAAAUUGGCAUCUAAAGUAAGUGAUUUAGAGUCUCUAAUUGCAUCACUAAACAAAGAGAAACUUGUUUCUGAAUCUGGAGAGAAGCUGCUAAGUAGUGAGAGUAUCCAGAAAAAAGAAUCCAGUCGGUACAGUGGGACUCUUUUGAAACUUGAAGAUGGAGAUAAACCUGAUGCUUGUGCAGAGAUGUUGCUGGAAGUUCAGUCUCAAAACAGUGAGCUGAGAUCCCAAAACGAGGCCUUUGGGAAAGCAAUGACCGCUCUGCAGAACGACAGAGAUCGGAUCAUAGAGGACUUCAAAGCUCUUCAGAGCAAAUACUCCUCUGAGCUCAAGGCCGAAAGGAAAAAAGGAGAGGACCUUGCUGCUGAGCUGGAGGGGUUUAAAUCCCGUCUCAUGAGUAUCCUGAAGGAAAACUCCCUUCUGCAUGGGGCUGGCCUUGGUGCUGCAGGUCAGGUCACCCUCGCUGAGGUGGCUGAUGCCAUCGGAGGCGUCUGUGGGACUUUGGCCAGCCGGGAGCUGGAGGUGAGCAGGCUCUCAGCCGAGUGUGGGAGUCGUGUCCAGCAGAUUGAGGCCUUUGCCAAGGCCAUGGCCAGCCUCCAGGAUGACCGAGACAAGUGGCUGCAGGAGCUCAGCCAGCAGAAGGUAACUCGUGAAGCCCAGCAGGGCACAGCCUCGUUUCCCAUUGAUGGCAGCAGCAUCAAUGAGAGAAACUCUUUCAAAAGUAGUUUGGAUGUGCCUCAGAACCAUGGGGAAACUUUGGCUAAAGAAGGAGCCAGCCUUGCAGCUGUUGAAAUAUCCAAGCUGAAGACCAAGGUGGAUGAUUUGGAGAAGGCUUUGCAUCAGACAAAAGCCUUCCAGGCAGAAACAGAGAGAGAGAUCACAUCAUACCAGAACGAGCUGGCUGCAUUAAGAAUGGAAAAAAACCUCCUCCUCUCCGAGUCCCAGGCACUGAGGAAUCAGUGCCAGCUCACGGUGGCUGAGAAAGACCGGCAGAUUGCAGAGCUCCAGAGGCUGCAGCAAGACACGAUGGGGAUGAAGAAGUCACUCCCUGCAGGCAGCAGUUAUCCAGUCCAGGCUUUGGAAACUGCCUCCCUUGCUGGGAGUGCAGAUGGAGCAGAGGAGAUGCAGCGUGUCCUGGCUGAGAAGAAGCAGCUGCAGGCCGAGCUGCAGCGCUGCCUGCAGGAGAUGCAGCAGAAGGACCUGCACUUGCAGCAGGUGAAUUCCAAGGUUGUGCAGUCAGCAGAGGAGAAUGCUGUCCUGUCUGCCCAGCUGAAGACUCUUUCCCAGACUCUGAGGGACAACCAGCUCCACUACACGGAUCUGCAGAAUCGGUACUUGAGGCUGGAGAGGGAAUACCAGGCAAUGCAGGUGGCAUCUUUCCAAGGCUCAGUCCAGGAUGAAACCAGAGCAGAGGUUCCCCCUGGAGCGCCGCGGGAGAGAUCUGGGAUUAUUGUGGAGACAGACAAUAUGGAGCUAAACGAGCUCAGGAAAAGGCUUGCAGAGACUGAGCAGCAGUAUGAGUCACUGCAGCAGGGUCUCUCCCAGCUCACAGAAACACUGGCGGAGGAGAAGAGGAGGAGAGAAGCUGCAGAAGAGGCUCUUGGACUCUCUGAGGAAAGAAGUAACAGGUUUGAAGUGGGCAGUUACGGGUCUGUCCCCAGUGACUUCACUGUCCAGAUGGAAGCUGAGGAGGAGAGGGAAGCCUUAAUCAUCAAUCCCAGUGAGCACGUUGUUGUGAGAAAGAUGAAGGGAGGAGCCCUCUCCUUGCGCCGCUGGCUGCGCGGGCGAAGCCUUUACUGCUCCAAGCUGCUGACGGCCCGAGCCAAAUCCCGCUAUUUAUUCCUCACCUACCUGCUCACCCUGCACCUCCUGGUCCUCCUGUGCCUCACUGGCGUGCUCUGAAUCCACUGCACUCCCUGGGGACUCCUUUCCCCGUGGGCAGCUCCAGCCUGGAGCCUCCUCACACCUACAAACCCCUGGGACACCACCACGGGAUCUCGAGCUCCUCGUGCAUAUCACACUUGCUCCAAAGUUGACUUGAACUGCUCUUUAACAGUGGGGUAUUGUUAUAUUUGCUAAGGAGAAAAGAUUCCCCUCUGCCCUCUAAGGAAACUGCUGCAUACCAGUUAUUUAAUAUUGUUGGUGGGUACAUAACUGGGUGAUCACUACUGAAUGGGUUGUAAAUGAUAUCUUUUCUAUACAGAUUUUAUUUUAAAGAGUUAAACUAUAAAUUCUAAAGGAAUAUCAAGCUAUUACUGUAUAUUGGCUUCUUGAUUAUAGCAAGAAGUUCUAUGGAGUGCAAUAAAGGAAAAACUACUGGAUUUUUGAUUUUC
Molecule: messenger RNA, 15035 nt
Organism: Prinia subflava (tawny-flanked prinia)
Lineage: Eukaryota; Metazoa; Chordata; Aves; Passeriformes; Cisticolidae
Product: golgin subfamily B member 1-like
Exons: 29
Coding region: 130-14604 (4824 amino acids)
Cellular component (GO): Golgi apparatus
Source: RefSeq, a predicted model, not a curated record